Ziziphus jujuba (common jujube) is the source of this 1216-nucleotide messenger RNA. RefSeq lists its product as uncharacterized. Gene Ontology annotation, biological process: lipid metabolic process. Gene Ontology annotation, molecular function: oxidoreductase activity, acting on the CH-CH group of donors. The coding region runs from base 144 to 944 and encodes 266 amino acids. Lineage: Eukaryota; Viridiplantae; Streptophyta; Magnoliopsida; Rosales; Rhamnaceae. The record is from RefSeq and is a predicted model, not a curated record. The transcript has 2 exons.
UAUUUAGUGCUGUUUUCUGGAUUAUAAAUAGUAGAUAGACUUCUACCGAUUCUUCUUGUGAAGCGUUGCAGAAAAUCUAAGAGAGAUAGAAAGAUUGAGAAAGACAGAGUGAGUUAUAUACACAAAAGUUUCAACAAAUAACCAUGAUGUUGUUGCAGUGGUUUAUCUUCCCACCACCUCCUUCUGUUUUCAUCAAGGCAAUGUCAGUUAUAAGUUUAACAUCGAUAGCUAUAUUGGGGUUUUCAGAGAUGAGAGGAAAGCACUUGAAUUACUCAAAAUUCUGGAAUUCUAAUUCUCAAAAUUCAACUUCUAAACGGCAAAUAAAACUAUCAGGAAGAGCAGGCAUGCUUCUUCUUUAUACCCCUGCCUUUCUUGCUGCCUUCAUAUCCUUGCUUCUUUUACCCCAUCACCAUAUCAGAUUUGUCUUGCUCAAUUCAGCUCUAGCCCUUCAUUUCUUCAAAAGAAUCUUCGAGGUUCUGUUUGUUCAUAGAUUUAGCAGUGACAUGGUUCUCAAUAGUGCUAUUGUGAUCUCACUGAGUUACUUCUCCUCCACUUCAACCAUGAUUUAUGCUCAGAAGCUAACACAAGGUCUUCCGGAGCCACCAAUCGAUUUGAUGUACUUUGGAAUUGUAUUGUUUCUAAUAGGAAUAUUUGGGAAUUUCUACCACCACUACAUCCUUUCCAAUCUAAGAGGAAACGGUGAGAAAGAGUAUAAAAUUCCCAAAGGAGGUCUUUUUGGGUUUGUUAUUUGCCCACAUUAUUUGUUUGAGAUAAUUAUGUUUGUUGGGGUGUCCUCUGUUUCUCAAACUCUCUAUGCAUUCUGCUUCACAAUAGGCACAUUUUUCUACUUGAUGGGAAGGAGUUAUGCUACAAGAAGAUGGUAUCAUUCCAAGUUUGAAGAUUUUCCUCAACAUAUCAAGGCUCUUAUUCCAUACAUCUUUUAAUUAAGGGUACUUACUUAGCCGCUAAUAUUAGAUAUAUGGAGUACUCUUGCUUAAUAUUAAAAGUGUUUUUCGACUAAUAAGUUGCUUAAUUGAGAGACAUAUACUAAUAACACUUUUGUUAAUUUAUCUACACUAUAUAUAUAGUUUGGUGUUGCGACUAUAUAUAUCAUUGUGAGUUUGUUUUAUAUACAAAAUUAAGAAAUUGUCUCCAUUGUUUAAAAACAGAGGAAUUUUCCAUGAAUAUCAAUACAAAGUAAGAAGUUACUUUUUCA